Xyrauchen texanus (razorback sucker) is the source of this 2982-nucleotide messenger RNA. Its product is annotated as myb-related protein A-like. The record is from RefSeq and is a predicted model, not a curated record. Gene Ontology annotation, molecular function: DNA-binding transcription factor activity, RNA polymerase II-specific; RNA polymerase II cis-regulatory region sequence-specific DNA binding. The transcript has 15 exons. Lineage: Eukaryota; Metazoa; Chordata; Actinopteri; Cypriniformes; Catostomidae. Gene Ontology annotation, cellular component: nucleus. Gene Ontology annotation, biological process: regulation of DNA-templated transcription. The coding region runs from base 273 to 2354 and encodes 693 amino acids.
ACCCCUUUUUUUUACUUUUAUUAUUUAAUAAUAUGUGUUUUUGGAAGGAUAUUUUUAUUUUUAAUAUAUUUAUUGUGAUGUGACUCUUGUGCUGUUCCCACGGAUCUGAAGCUUCUCACGAGGACAAGAUCGAACACAUGUGACAGUGGCAUGUGUGGAUAAAUGUCAGUGUGCUUGAGAUCGCUGUUUGUUUUGAUCAAAAGGAGAUUUGCAACAGUGGAUAUUUGUAACAAAUUGUCCUUUGAAAAGAACUGGGCUUGAACACAGUUGACAUGGCCAACAUGAAGUCUCGCAGUGAAGAUGAGGAUGAUGAACGUCAUUCUACAGAUCCUGACAUCAGGGACCCCAAAAAUUCAAAAAAGACCCUUUGCAAAAUUAAAUGGUCACGGGACGAGGAUGAGAAGCUAAAGAAACUUGUUGAGCAACACGGAACUGACACUUGGAAAUUUAUAGCAAAUUUUUUCCCAACAAGAACAGAUGGUCAAUGUCAGCACCGUUGGCAAAAGGUGCUCAACCCGGAGCUGGUGAAAGGACCCUGGACAAAAGAGGAGGAUCAGAGGGUGAUCGAGCUUGUUCAUAAGUAUGGUCCCAAACGGUGGUCAGUGAUUGCCAAGCACUUACAGGGCCGCAUAGGCAAACAGUGCCGGGAGCGCUGGCACAAUCACCUCAACCCAGAAGUAAAGAAAUCCUCGUGGACUCAGGAAGAAGAUUGCAUUAUCUAUGAAGCUCAUAAACGCCUGGGAAACCGCUGGGCUGAGAUUUCAAAGCUGCUGCCUGGAAGGACAGACAACUCCAUUAAGAAUCAUUGGAACUCCACCAUGCGCAGAAAGGUAGAACAUGAGGGCUACUUGGGGGAGGGCAGUAAGAUCUACGGCAGUGACCCUGGCCAGAAGAAACGGACCAAAGCCAGCCCAGUGGUGGAAUAUCCACACAAACAGAAUCAAUUGAUCCUGAGCGGCCAAUCACAGCAGCACAGAUACCCGUAUGGUUCACAAAUGAGCCAUUGUAUGGACAACAUUACUGUCGAGGUCUUAAGCUUUGUGUCGCCGUGCCAUGAUGACCCAGAGAAAGAGAAAAGAAUUAAGGAGCUAGAGCUGUUGCUAAUGUCAGCUGAGAGUGAAGUCAGAAGACAUUCGGGCCCUCGUAAUCCAGAGAGUUACUCCAGCUGGUCAGACAGCCUCCACGAUGAUACUGUCACCACUACAGAGAGUUUGGAUGAUAGAAGAGGUGAGCUGUGUCGUUUAGAGGAGGGCCAGUCUGCUGCUAUGUCUCUGCCUGUCUCUCCUAGCAAGUUCUUGGCUGCUGAGGCCAGCGCUGUGCUGUCCACUCUAGAGACCAUACCAGAUUUUGCAGAGACCAUGGAGCUCAUAGACUCUGAUCCUAUGGCUUGGAGUGAUGUGACCAGCUUUGAUCUCUCUGAGGGAGGCUCCUCCCCAAAGCCCACUAACUCCGAUGGGGUUUGUCCAACAGUGAAUAGGAACACAGAAAGCCUUGGCUACCCAAUAAAUGCUCCCGCUGUCCCAGAUAUGAGCAGACAGUGUGCUGCCAUGAACCAAGGCAAGUCUGUAACUCUCUCCAAUACCUGCAUGAACAGGUUCAGCACUCCACCACCAUUUAUUAUGAGAAAGAAGAGAAGAGACAGAGGGGAUCAGUCCCCUGCAGAUGAAAGUAACUGCGGCCCUUUCUUAGACAACAGUGGAAUCUCACCAAAAAACACCCCUGUCAAAGGCCUACCGUUCUCCCCAUCUCAGUUUUUCAACAUAUCUGGUGGUGAGCCCUUGACCUUGGACAAUCCAGCUCUUACCUCCACCCCUGUGUGUGGACAGAAAUGUCUACACAAUACACCCCACCAGAGAGAGACCACACCAAAACACCAGAAGGAGAAUGCAGGUUUUAGGACCCCCAAAAUCCACAAGAACAGUAUGGUCCACACGCCAAGGACACCAACCCCUUUCAAAAACGCCCUGGCUGCCCAGGAGAAGAUGCAUGGGCCAUUAAGAAUUGUGCCCCAGCCUCUGGCGCUUCUUGAGGAGGACAUCAGAGAGGUUCUCAAAGAAGAAACAGGGUCUGACAUCUUCACACAAGAGCAGAAUCAGCUUCAGUGCAUAUCUUAUGAGGUAACCCUUGUAGCUCCUGCUAGGAAGGUGAGAAAGUCUCUGAUGUUGGACAGCUGGGAAAAAGACUGUCUGAAUGUACAGCUGUUUCCCCAACAGAUUUCCACCCAGCAGGCCAACAACGAGUGGGAGGCGGUAGUCUUUGGGAAGACAGAGGAUCAGCUAAUUAUGACCGAGCAGGCGAGGCGUUACUUAAACACCAACACCGCCAUCUGCAUUGCCAAAGCUCUCAUCCUUUGAAAGUCACUUCUACACUACAGCAACCCUCCCUCUUUCCUCUAUCACACCAACAUUUAACAUUUUAGACAAUCUGGGGUAGGAAACUCAAGCGUACACUUAUGUUUGCUAAACACCUACUGAUAUAACAAUGUAUUGCUUAGGAUAAACAGACUCAUAUGCUAGAGAUGUAGUCUUAGCAGUGUGCAUGCUGGUUGUAUUCCUGCUAAAAUACAAAUAGCACUAGACUUGCAGAAUUUAGUUAAUUAUAUAUAUUUUAACAUAGAGAUGAUUUUUACAAAUCUGUUUUAGUCAUUGACAGUGUGUUGAUUUUUAAAGGCUGCAUGUUGAUUUUUAAAACUUUUUUAAGAAAGGAAAAAAGGAAUAAAACUUGUAAAUUAAAUUUUCAGAUAGUUUUUACGCUUGUUAUUUACGAUAGUUUUAGACUAUUUUAUAGACUGGUGUUAAGGAUAGGGGAGCACUUGCAGUGUUGCACUACUGUGGUUGUUUGUUAGGGUGAGGAGCAGAGACAGUGUUGAGGAGUAACUGGAUAGCACUUGCAACGUAAUCGUUUCCGCUCCAAGCGUAACAAAGAUUCCACCCCAAUAAUUAUUUUGUUUUUUUAUGAGUAGAACACUCAAUGAAUGUAUUA